Triticum turgidum subsp. durum (durum wheat) is the source of this 807-nucleotide messenger RNA. The record is from the annotation of a GenBank genome assembly. Lineage: Eukaryota; Viridiplantae; Streptophyta; Magnoliopsida; Poales; Poaceae.
AUGUCUGGCCGCGUCGGCGAAAGCAGCAGCCGCCGCCGCCGCACCGCGGCGAAGCCCCCGCGCUGCGACCGCAGCAUCACCGUCUUCUCCCCCGAGGGCCGCGUCUUCCAAGUCGACUACGCCCGCAACUCCGUGAAGCUGGAGGGGAUCACCUCCGUCGCCGUGCGCGGCGCCGACUCCGUCUGCGUCAUCACCCAGCGGACCAAGGCACCGGCGGACCCGUUGCUGGACACAGCGGACCCCGCCUUCAUGCACCUGUUCCAGAUCACCGAGCGGCUUGGUAUGCUGGCCACGGGAAUGCCAGCUGACGGGAGAGCAUUAGCUCAGCAGGCAAGGAACGAAGCUGCAGGGUUCCGUCACAAGUGGGGAUAUGAAAUGCCUCCUAAGAUGUUGGCGCAAUGGUUGGGAGACAGAGCACAAGUUCGCACCCAGCAUGCUGGCAUGAGACCUUACAGAGUUGUUGCUACGGUCGUGGGAAUUGAUGAAGAGAAAGGAACUCCAGAUCUCUUUACAUGUGAUCCUGCUGGACAAGUCCUUGGCCACAAGGCAACCAGCGUAGGUCUCAAGGACCAGGAAGCUAUCGAGUUUCUCGAGGAAGCAAUGGCGGCCAAUUCUUCUUUAUCAUUCCAGGAAACCAUGGAGAUGGCAGUGUCUGCACUGCGACACGUCCUGGAGGAUAAUAGCCAAGGCCAUGACAUCGAGGUGGGAGUUGUCAGGAAGAAUUAUCCGAUCUUCAGAACGGUGUUGAGGCGCAUCUACAAAAAUCCGCUUGCAGGGCAGAGCAUCCUGGAUGGAGAAGGCCAGUAA